Lycium barbarum (goji berry) is the source of this 2889-nucleotide messenger RNA. RefSeq lists its product as uncharacterized. Gene Ontology annotation, molecular function: nucleic acid binding; zinc ion binding. Bases 1 to 2889 code for a protein of 962 amino acids. Gene Ontology annotation, biological process: DNA integration. The transcript has 5 exons. The record is from RefSeq and is a predicted model, not a curated record. Lineage: Eukaryota; Viridiplantae; Streptophyta; Magnoliopsida; Solanales; Solanaceae.
AUGAGAAGAUCAAGAAAUAAUAGAAAAGGAAGCUCAAACUUUAGAAAAGGUAAGACUUCCACUAGGCAGCAAAAGAAUGAUGGAAAGUGUUAUGAAUGUGGAAAAUAUGGCCAUAUUGCAUCUGAAUGUCCUGAGACAAGAAAGAAACCAACUAGAAGUUAUCAAAAACAAAGGGCCUUCAGCAGUUGGAGUGAAGAUGAAAUUUCAGAUGAAGAAUCUGAAGAGAUUGAAAAUGUGUGUUUCAUGGCUUUCGAAGGAAGCAGUAAGGUAAGUUCCCAUCCCUGCUCUAAAUGUGAAGAAACUCAAGAAUUAUUGGAUCAAACUCUUAUAGACCUGAAUAAUGUCUUUGAUGAAUAUAGGAAACUGAAGAGACAGAAAAAGGAAUGGGAAUCAAAAUUAGAAAUUUGCGAAAAAGAAAAAAAUUUAAUUCAAAAUGAAGUUUACAAUUUACAAUCUAAAAUAGAUAUUUUACUGAAACCUUCCAGCCAUAACUAUGCCAAGUCAAAUCAGUCAACUUACAUAAAUAAGUCCACUGGGAAAAAGGUCUUACCAAUGACUAAUAAUUUGGAAGGGAAGAAAACUGUUUUUUUAAAGACUGAUCAAUCAACUAGAACCUCUAAGUCGACUGAAAGGAAGUCUGGAAUACAUAGAUCAACCGAUCCUUGUAAAGUUGAAGGAAAACCUUUUCAAACAUGUUUUUGUUGUGGAAAACUCGGCCAUAACUAUCAUAACUGUAGAUUUCGUUUUUCAACUGCACCUGGUUGGGAACGCCACAAGAAAAGAAAAAAGGGAAAAUGGUAUCUAGAUAGUGCGUGUUCAAGACAUAUGAUAGGCGACAAAAGUCUAUUCAAAUCAGUCGCUGACUUUGAUGGAGGAUUAGUAACUUUUGUAGACAACUCAACUGGAACGGUAAUUGGUAUUGGUACUAUUACUUUUGAUAAUUCUUGUGACAUUUCAAAUGUUUGGUUGGUAAAGGGACUUAAGUACAACCUUUUAAGUGUAAGUCAGCUGUGUGACUCUGAUCUUCAGAUAAGGUUUAGUAAAUCAGGUUGUGUCAUAGAAGACUCCUCUGGGAUAAAGGUUCUUCCUGGAAGCAGAAACAAAAAUGUGUAUACUUUGGAUUCUGUCAAAAAUUCUACAGGUCAUAUAUUCUUGGCAUCAAUGGGAGAAGAUCCGUGGAUGUGGCACAAGAAGUUUGGUCAUGCCAGUAUGCGCUUAAUUGAAAAACUGGCAAGACAUGAUCUUGUAAUAGGAUUACCAAAACUCAACUACACUAAAGAUCAUUUAUGCGAUUCAUGUCAAAAAGGUAAACAAACUAGAAACUCUUUUAGUUCAAAAGAUAUUGUGUCUACAUUCAAGCCUUUGCAACUACUUCAUAUGGAUCUAGUUGGUCCUACUAAAACUGCUAGUAUUGGAGGAAAAAGGUAUGCAUUUGUUAUAAUAGAUGACUUCUCUCGCUUUACCUGGGUAAUAUUUCUUGUUCAUAAAGAUGAAACUCUAAAGAAUUUUAAGUUUUUUUGUGAGAAAAUUCAGCGUGAGAAAGGAUAUUACAUCACUUCCAUUAGAAGUGAUCAUGGAGGAGAAUUUGAAAAUAAAGCUUUUGAAGAAUUCUGCAAUGACCAAGGACCAAUUCUCAAGAAAACUCCUUAUGAGCUAUGGACUGGUAAGAAACCAAAUAUUAGCUACUUUCAUCCUUUUGGAUGUAAGUGCUUUGUUCACAAUAAUGGGAAGGAAAAUCUUGGUAAGUUUGAUCCUCGAAGUGAUGAAGGUAUAUUUCUUGGUUAUUCUCCUACUAGUAGAUCCUAUAGAAUUUUUAACAAACGUAUUUUAUUUAUUGAAGAGUCUAUUCAUGUUGUAUUUGAUGAUACUAAUCACAUGGCCGAGAAAAGAAAACUUUCAGAUGAAGAAGACAGUCAAAUACCUACCGCAGUGGUUACAAGACCCACUGAAGAAAAGGCAUCCUGUGAGUCGACUUCUGAUACACCUCAGUCGAUUAAUGUUACUAUUGGAACAGUUCCAAACGAAUGGAGAAGUGAACCUGACUAUCCAAAGAAAUUUGUUAUUGGAGACAUCAAUGAGGGAGGAAAACUAGAGCAUCUAGUAAAAAUAAUGUUGGAAUCCAUUAGAAUUUUGCUUGCAUAUGCCUCUUUUAAAAAAUUCAAACUUUUUCAAAUGGAUGCCAAAAGUGCUUUUCUAAAUGGGUUCAUUGAAGAAGAAGUGUAUGUCAAACAGCCGCCAGGUUUUGAAAAUUUACAAUUUCCCUAUUACGUUUUUAAAUUAAGUAAAGCUUUAUAUGGUCUUAAACAAGCCCCUAGGGCAUGGUAUGAUCGCUUAAGCUCAUUUUUGGAAUUCUCUGAUCUUAUGCAAAGCGAGUUCGAAAUGAGUAUGAUGGGAGAAUUAAAAUUCUUCUUGGGACUACAAAUUCAUCAAACUGACAGUGGAAUAUUUAUAUGUCAAGCAAAGUAUGGUAAGGAACUCGUUCAAAAAUUUGGAAUGUCUGACUCAAAAGUUAUGGGAACUCCAAUGAGUCCUACUUGUACUCUUGAUAAGGAUGAGACAGGAAAACCUGUUAAUGAAACUAAGUAUCGCGGUAUGAUUGGAUCGUUGUUUUACCUAACUGCUAGUCGACCAGAUAUUAUAUUUAGUGUGUGUAGGUGUGCUAGAUUCCAAGCUGCUCCAAAGGAAUCUCAUCUUACUGCUGUUAAGCGUAUUAUUAGAUACCUUCAUGGAACAACAAACUAUGGUUUAUGGUAUCCUAACACCAACGAUUUUACACUUGAAGGUUUUUCAGAUGCAGACUUUGCAGGUGAUAAAGAUGAUAGAAAAAGUACCAGUGGUACUUGCCAGCUUCUAGGAAAAUCUCUUAUUUCUUGGAAUAGCAAAAAAUAG